Molecule: messenger RNA, 1839 nt
Organism: Dioszegia hungarica
Lineage: Eukaryota; Fungi; Basidiomycota; Tremellomycetes; Tremellales; Bulleribasidiaceae
Exons: 6
Coding region: 1-1839 (612 amino acids)
Source: RefSeq, a predicted model, not a curated record
AUGUCGCGCUCAACCCCCAGAAAGUCGUCAUUGGGGUACAUCUUAUCUCCCGUCUCGCCCAAAUUCCCCUCGGACAUCCAAACAGCCCAACCUCGCCAAUCACCCUCUGGCUUCAACAGUCCUUAUGCCCCUUCGCUACCCAAUCUUCCGGAACCCAUCCUCUCGCUCAUCGCCUAUCAGCUCGUCCUCUCCUCCCGUCCGUCAGCGCUCCUCCCACUUCUUCUAUCUUGUCGGGCAGCAAACUCCGCUCUCUCCUUCUCGACCAAUCCAAAGCUAUACCACGACCUCUACCUGGCGACUUUCGACAGCGCGGCCAUCUAUCGGCGGUAUGCGUGGAUUAGUGAUGCCCUUUCACGGCAGUCGGGAGGCAAAAAGCGGGCUUACGACCUCUUUGGACCGCCCAAGGCGCUAGCGGAGGACUUCAAGGCGAGGUGGAGGACCAGAGGGCGACUGAGGGAGGUCGUCAACUUCAAGUCGCUCGAUGGGGAUCCUAAUAGUACAAGGGCGGAGCGCUUGAGGGGGUCGUUCAUGCCGGACCUGUGGACGGUGUGGUUCUUGGUCACCGAGAGCGACGGUCGAAAUGCAGCGUUCUUGGAAGAUGAAUGUCUCUUCAAGGCCUGGCUCGGAAUCUACUACGACGACCGGAUCAUCAAAGACGCCCUCUCGCCUGGCUAUCCCGAGGUCAGCCCGGAGGAUGCCUUGGGGAUGUGGUCUGCUCUGCUCUCUGGUAUAGAUCUGAUCGAGCACUCGACCCCAAAACAGCUAGACGAGAAGAUCUUCAUGCUCCGACCAUACGUCUUUGCCUGUGCCAAGUACGACAUCAGUUUCGGACCGUGGCAUCAUCGCCAACUUCCUCUCUGCCCUCCAGGCUGCACCUGUAAUCAGCACGACGCCGAGCUAUCGCACGGAACAAACACCCUCCCAUAUGAGCGAUUCGGGUAUACCUGGCGUCGGGCUCCACCUCAUUUCGUCCCCGUCGCAUACUUUGUCUUCAUGAGUCUCCUCCAGCUCCAAGCUUCGAACCUUCGCGCACACCAAGCACCCUCUCACCUACUCAAUCCCCCUCUACGCGGUAUCUUCGGAUCGGCCAUCGUCACCCCCUCACACCUCCAUGAUCGGGAAUGGCAACGCAACUCGGUCUGUCAAGACCCGCACACCUCCGCCGGACUCCCCGCUACCUCCUUUGUCGGCGCGCUCGCCGGGGGCUGGAAGGGACAUUUCCUGUUCUACAGCCUGGAACAGUACCGGCAGGUCGUGGCUGGGGACAUGCGCGCCGUAUACACUGGGGAGUUCGCGGCGCAGAUUAUGGAGAUGAAGCUCACGGAGACGGUAAUCAGGGUGCGGAAGGGGGAGGAAGGGGGUAAAGGGGGAAUGGCGAGCGCGGGUUUCGAUGAAAUGGAUGAUGAGGAUCCAGAUGUGGAUGGGGAGAAUGCGGAGCAGAGGCGCGUGCGGAUGGGCUAUGGCUAUGAGGUGGUGCAUCCGGAUGAGGAGGAUGAAGAGGGGUGGACCAAGGAGAUACUGUUGAGUGGGAGGGCGAAGAGUAACUGGGGAUGGGCGAGGUUGAGGGGGAGAGUCAGGGCCUGGGAUGGAUUGGUGUCGCUGUGUAUGACAUAUGAGGUGAGUCUACAUCCCAUGGGCCGGUGGUUGUGGCGCGGGUACAUCCACACAGGCGGAUACCUCCUUGGCCGGUGGAGAGACACCUUCACACCGGCGCAUGCACUAGGGCACGAAGGGGCAUUCGGUCUUGUCCGCGCGGAUGAUGUGUUCCAGGGGACAUCGAGGCCAAACACCGGCGAGACACAAGCAUCGAGGGUGGAAGAGGACGUGGUCAUGGGAUAG